CCGACCAUAGUUGCGGCGGUAGAUGAUUCGGUUCAUCAGAGGUCUAGUUGCUGGAUCUGGGAAGUAGCAUUAGCCAUGGCGACGGGCCUACCCAGUGUUGUUGUGUUGGCAUUAUUUGUUAUUCUAGCUCCUUCUUGCUCCGCCUGGGACAAUAAAUGUCUGGCCUUCGAUGACCAACCUUUCCAAAAAUGUAGAAAAGGAUUUUGCUGUGGAAGCUGCUCACACAAAUACUGCUGUGAAGAUUAUAUCCUCCGGCUGACUGAGGAUGAACAAGAUCUGUGCUCUCAUUCCUCACCAUUAAACUUGGUGUUUGGGAUUGGUAGCUUCAUCACCAUUUUGCUCAUCAUCAUCUGCUGCUGUGUCUGUCCCUGCUGCUGCCUUUACAAGACGUGCCGCAAGCAAACGCCUGUGAUCGCUACCACCACCCACACCACUGUGGUUUCGGCCGCUCCUCACCAGUACCCACAGCAGCAAACCUCUUCCGGGCAACCUCAGACCUACCAGGGGGGCCAGUAUCAACCCUACCAUCACGUCGCAGUGCAGCCAGGUUAUGGUGCCCAGCCUGCGCCCCAGGGCUACGGCGCACAGCCCGGGCCCCAGGGCUACGGCGCACAGCCCGGGCCCCAGGGCUACGCGGCACAGCCCGGGCCCCAGGGCUACGGGGCACAGCCCGGGCCCCAGGGCUACGGAGCACAGCCCGGGCCCCAGGGCUACGGAGCUCCAACCAUGCCAACACCACCAUACCAAGGACAACCUUUCACAACCGUACCACCACCAUCAUAUCAGGAAGCCAUUGGUCCCAUCUACCCUCCCAACCCAAUGCCUUACAGCCAGGCUGCCUUCUCCCCCGGCCAGCCAUCGUACCCUCUGCAGCCUCCCUCCCAGCCGCAGCCCACCGCUCCUCUCCCAAACAAGGACUUCCUCGCCCAGCCCGCCUACAACCCGGAUUUUACUGGAUAGUGGGCCCCAGUUAUACUCUCUCAGCCACUUAAAACGUGCUGGCACAUUUUUCAAACUUGGCAGACCUGGAAAUGUGCAAUCUAAAUGAGAUAUAAAGAUUGUUUUGUCUGUGUUCUGAUUAUAAAAUAUAUUAUGCCACAUUUGUAGUUGUUCUGUAAAAGGGUUGCCAAGUGAAAAUGUUGAUAUUAUCGGCUCCUGUUGCAUGGACUAACAAUAUAAAAAUUACAAAAUUGUUGUUUUAAAAAGAAAAAGGAAGUUCUUGCUGACUCAGUCUCGGUUAUCUUAGUAAGUUUCACAUAAGACCACUAGGUUUCUCUUACCUGACCCCACCCCACAGAACCUGCCUGAGCUCUUCGGCCACGAUCAACAGCUAUGUUACAGCCAUAAUCUCAUUGCUUUCCGACCUUUAUUUUAGACAUAAGUGCUUUGUACUUGUUUUCUACUUUAUGAUGCUUUGAUGUGUUAUUUCGGAACAAAUCAAGUCCGAAUGUCACACUACUCACUAGAAGAUUUGUUGUGGAAAGUAUACCUGUCAUUGUUAAUGGGGUAAUGGGGCUUUUAACCCUGCAGCAAAAGGGAAUGCUCACGUUGAUAAAAAAAAAAAAAGACUUGCUUAUGUUUUCAUGUACAAGGGAGACAUCACAUCAAAUUGUUCUUUCCUAUUUUUACUCAGGUUGUUUUCAUUCAUGAUUUUAUCUUAAAAUAUGUUUUACUGAAUUCAACUGCAUCGGCAGCUUUGAAUGACAUAACCAAAUGAACUCUUUUCCCUUUUUUAAUUGUCUAAACAUCAACCUAAAUACAAAUGUUAUGCUUACAAAAUGCAGGAAAAAUAAUUGUGCCUUCUUACCUACAUUAUGUUUUUAUCACACUUCGUGUGCAUGUAAGUUACAACUAUUUCAAAUACUAUGUUGGAGGUAUUCAUGUUUGUUAGUUUGUUUUCAACUUUUUUAACCAUACUGUAUUUUAUGCAUCUUUUAAAGGUCAAACUUUUCUUAUUUAGUAUUGUGUUACUUGCCUUGUCUUUUCAAAGACUGAACCAGCGUAGAAGUAAGGGAUAAAUAAGUAGUCUUUUGUUUUUUUCUGAAAACAAAUAUGCCUUUCUUGCUUUGCCUUCUCACUUCUUCUUUCUGAAAUGACUUGAACAGUUCUGCUAAAGUGACCUUCUUUCUUGGGAUCCAGCUGAACCUGGAGAAGUACAGUCAUAGCUCAUCUGAUGAGAGAGCAUUUGGUCUUUUGAGCCACCAUGAUUUUUCUACUUCCCCUAAUUAGACGUUAGGCAUGGUCAAAGAACUUGUAUCUAAUAGUCCAAUUCAAUGUUUCAUUAUAAGUGAGUGUCACGGGUAUCAGAAUGACCUUCAGUCACAUCUAUGCUGUGGCUGUUCUGGUUUACAAUUUACAUACGAGUCAAGUCAGUCAACUAAUGGGGCCUAAUGUCCUUGUAUUGUUAUGUGUUUGUUAUUUGCAAAACAGUUAAUCCGUGAGGAAUGAGCAUGUGUUACUUACCACACAUUUGUCUGUGUAUUACAUUGUUGGCUUGCCUUUUGUGGGAAAUCAUCAUUUAUAAAUGUGUUCUGCCUGUGAUUUCAGUCAUUUGCCUAACGUGAUUCUUUAAGAUUACUUUAAUUGGAGUGAUUUCAUUUGUAUGUGAAUUAUAGCCUUAGUUUUCAUAAUGAAAGGCAAACCAGCAGAGAUGAAUACUUAUUUCAACUUUGUUGUUCGUGCAAGAAUAAUUGUCAUUGAUAGUACUUUGACAUUAUGUGUACAUUACUUUUAUCCUGUUUAAUACACACCAUUCCUGCAGAAAUAAAAAAUAUAUAUUUCCUGUUUUAA
Messenger RNA from Eleginops maclovinus (Patagonian blennie), 2790 nucleotides. Its product is annotated as protein shisa-5-like. The transcript has 5 exons. NCBI's taxonomy places the organism in Eukaryota, Metazoa, Chordata, Actinopteri, Perciformes, Eleginopidae. The record is from RefSeq and is a predicted model, not a curated record. The coding region runs from base 76 to 960 and encodes 294 amino acids.